Aspergillus candidus is the source of this 693-nucleotide messenger RNA. RefSeq lists its product as uncharacterized. NCBI's taxonomy places the organism in Eukaryota, Fungi, Ascomycota, Eurotiomycetes, Eurotiales, Aspergillaceae. The record is from RefSeq and is a predicted model, not a curated record. Bases 11 to 436 code for a protein of 141 amino acids. The transcript has a single exon.
CAUCCCACCAAUGCUGCGUUUCUUUGCUACACACGACGAAAAGAUUUCCACAUCUUCGUCACUCGGGGUCUCCCCGAGUACAUUCGCAAAUGAGAAAUUCGGAGGAAUCUCGAACACUGAACCCGCCUUCUUUCCCCUUUUUGGGGAAGGAAGGCCGGUACUGCCCGCAAGGGCCUGGUGUGACUCAACACCUGUAUCCGGCAUCAGAAACAUCGGGGCUCCUUUUCCUUCGGGGAAGAAGCCCCCUGGGAGAGUCGGUGCAGAGAUUGUGUGUGCGGAGUCGUAUAUCGAUUCAGCGCAUGACACUUUAGUGCAAUACGCGGCAUGCUGUUUCUUUCCCUUUUCGUCUUCCUUAUGGAAGGUGGGGGGGGGAAGAAUGGUAUCAUUCGAUUCCGAUUAUUCUGGUGGGAUGGCGCUUCAUCUCUUUUUUUCUUAGGUCGGUUUUUUCUCCCUUUUAUCUACUCGUUUGUUGUAUGAGUCUGCCUGUCUUUGGGUGGGUUUGUGCCGUUGAGGUUUAUGAGACUGGAAAGAACUUGGUGAUUCUCGCUAAUGUGUGGGAAUCUUACCUCUCAACACGAUGUGUUGGGUUGGUUUUAGGUUGUUGUUGUUGUUGUUUAUGGCACGGGCUUUUUGAUAUCGGUUGUGGGUGGUUAUUUAGAUACACAUAGACUUAUUAAGGUCAAUGGAAGAUAU